CACAUGUUCAAACGCAGAAUGAUCUCUUCAUAGCAAAUGUCCCUGGGAAUCAUUGCAAGAUGGAGGGUUCGACCUCUGCGGCUGGAACCCUCGAUUCCCAGGGAGGCCCUCCUCUGCCCAGCGAGACCGCGAUCUCGACCAACUCUUUCCUACUCGACUAUCACCGAAGAUUCCAAAGCCCAUGAACAAGAACGACAAGCACAGUCACUAGAAGAUGGUGGUGGGGUCGGCUCCAUUGCAUCUCGGCGCAGCAAAGGCCAAAAAAUACAAGAAAAGGGCGCUGGCUCGUUGGACGAGUUGGGGGCAUUCAUCAAAGGGACGUGGGGGACGAAGAGCCAAGUCGCUGCUGAAGACCAAGACUCCUCGGAAGAGCUUCGAAACAUGGAGGCCGCGCUGGAGCGGAGCCACUUUGCCAGCUCCGUCUUCGUCAAGCCGCUAAAGAACCUGCAACAUCGCGUGGAAGCACGCGAGAGCUGGAGGGAGCACCACAAGACCAUCUCGGCGCAGGUCUACCAAGACAGGAACCGGAGGAACCAGGACGCUAAGCCUGCCGACUGGCGCAAGGUGCUCGCGAGCAUGGCCCAGAACACGCCCCAGGAGUCGCUACAGUGGAUCAAGGACGGCAUGAAGAUUGAUGUGCCGCGGAGGACCCUGGCUGCGAUCCUGGACGACGUUGGCGACGACAAAAUUAGUUCCAUCAGACAGAGGACAGGCGCUGCUAUCAAGAUCGCCCGAGACGAGUCGACGUUGCUGCUGUCAGGUUCUCGACAGGCAAUUAACAGGGCAACCCAUGAGUUCAGGAGGAUCGCUGAUACAAUCACAAUCACGCGCCUGUACUCUCCUCUGGGUCCCGGAGAGGCGAAAACGGAACAUCUAGGCAAGGAGAACAUCUUCUUUGAACCACCCUUGUCUAGAGAGGAGGGUGCAUUCCCUGGUCGUCGUUUUAUCACCCACCACAUCUAUACCACGCCCAUACCAUUAGCCUGGACCUCCGAGGCACUGGAAGAGUAUGUAGCUGGGCUUGUGGAUUCUGUGGUUGCCCCUCACUUGCAUUCUCCGUUGUAUACAUCAACCAAGGGAGUGAAGCUGUUGGAUCACGAACGAGCCACUACUAGGCGCCUCAAACGGAUUUUCCAGAACGUCCCGGCACAAAAGGUGGCCACAUGCGCGGCAUUGAAGAUUGCGCUCUCGCACAUGUGCGAAAAGGGAGACAAGUAUCUGCCCGAGGCCAGGACGCUCUUUGUCAUCAUGGACAGGCGCGGGCUGAAGGUUGAUGUGGACGUCUUUAAUAUUCUUCUGAAGGCGGCGGUCAAGACGCGCAACUUGCGCAAGUUCCAACAGAUCUUGGGUCUCAUGAAUAGCCGAGGCCAUGCACCGAACCUCGAUACUUGGCUUCUCUUUCUGCGCAUGUUCGAAUCGGUCGAGGUUAGGUCCUACAUCCUCAAGUCUAUGGACAACAAGAACAUAUUGGCAACGCCCGAGGCCAUCCAGCUCGUGGCCACAGAGAUGGCCGCCAUGGAUGCCGAACAUGCCGUCACCCAAGGCAAAAGCCUCUCUACCUACUUUUCAGAACAGAAACAACGCUAUGGUGAGAACUGGCUCACGCGCGACGCAGCAAAUCAAGCGAUUGAUGUCUUUGCCAGCCACGGCCGCUUCGACGAUGCCUUUAAGCUGUUGGGCAUGCUGGGCAAGCGCCACGUCGGAACUUUCAGCAACCGGCACAAAGAUCGUCUGGCUGUCCACCAUGAUGCCAGCAGCUUCAUCAACAUCAUAUUGCAUGCCAGCAGAAGAGGAAAAUUACCCCUCGCCGUCAAUGUGAUGCGUUUGAUGAAGACACCAGCUCUCGCCAGGCAGCCCAACGCGGCCAUGCUCCACCUGUUGUUCGAAAUGGCCUGGAAGAGCCGCUUGCGUACAACCAUCGUCGUCAUCUGGCGAUAUGCCUGUCUCGCUCGGCUCACCUCGUGGCGCAUGCGUAGGCGAGUUGCUAGCCUGCUGGACGGCAAGUUCGGCGUUACAGGAGAUGAUCUGACAGAAUCAACGUAUCGUCAGCUGGGCGGAGAGGCGCUUGCACGGGAGCUCGCUGGUGGAGAUGCGGCUCUGACGAGCAUCAAGACUAAUCUGCAUAGGCUCUGGGGUGCCGGCCCCUUUCCUCGUGAUGAGUUGGGGACUUUUACAGCGAAGGCUUUACCCCUCGCUUUUGAACACUUCGGCCCCGCGCUUGAUAUAGGCAAGGUGCUGUGUCAGUCGAUAUUGCUCGAUUAUCAGUGUCUCCGUGCAAAGAAAAGUGGCCACCUGAGCGAUGUUCUGCAGAGAGCCAAGAUUAAGAACCUCCCAUUAUGGAGAAGAUACUCACAUGAGGAAAGGUGGGUCGAUCUUGCGCCGCUCGUGCCGGAUUCAUCCACCGAGAUCAAACCUGACGAUACGUGGCCGGAGGAGUGGGACAGUGAUGGAUGGGACAUCCUGCCCAAAGCUUGGGAACCUGGCCACAAUAAGCCGAGAGCAGCCAUCUCCAAUCCCCGUGGCAUGCCCUUGGACCCGCCUCCCUUGUCGGGCAAGGCCGCUUUGGAGGAACGGCGGGACUCCGAAAUCCCAUAUAUGCUCGAGGGCGGGAAGUCGUAUGAGUCUGCUUCCUCAACAGAAAACUCCGAGGACGAAACGGCCACGAAGCAUGAAUCUACAUCUGCCGCAGAAGAAUUGAUCACGGAGAAGCAGAUGUGCAUUAUCAACCCAAGAGUUUGGGCUGAACCGGAUGAAGACAUAUCUGCACGAGCUCAGGAGCCCCAGACCGAGGUGCAGAAGCAGAAUGAAGCAGCGAUCCUCGCUGCGCUGGAUGAGCUGAGAAAGGAGAAGACGCAUAUUCGCUAUGUCAUCUCAAACACCGAGAAUAAUGGAGACGAGGAGAGAGCAGACGGCAUGGCCAAGAGCCUGGUUUUACGCUCGAUCUGGGAUAGUGUCAUGGAGAGCCCAGCAGAAGAGAGUCCAUCGACAGCGCAGGCUGAUCAGCAACGAGCGGAAGAGAGACAGUCGCAGGAUACCUGAGUCAAUUAUACGCUUACAUGCUUACCCCUGCAUG
Molecule: messenger RNA, 3073 nt
Organism: Cryphonectria parasitica EP155
Lineage: Eukaryota; Fungi; Ascomycota; Sordariomycetes; Diaporthales; Cryphonectriaceae
Exons: 1
Coding region: 37-3039 (1000 amino acids)
Molecular function (GO): protein binding
Source: RefSeq, a predicted model, not a curated record